CUAUAAAACCCAUUAGGUUCAAAUCAAAAUCAAAAUCCCCAAACCAAGCCCUCUCUCUCUAUUUUCAGAGACGCCAUGGAAGAGGAACAGCAAGAACAGAGCAAGCCAAAAUCCGAGCUUUGUCUUCUUCCCAACCCUUCCAACGAACCCAACGCAAAACCCAAAUCCGAAAAGCGAAUCCCGAAGCGAUUCAUCAAGAACCAGGUCCCCGAUUCCAUCCUCCAAGAUCCAGCACUCAACGCCGCCAUAUCCCUCCUACCACCGAACUACAAUUUCGAGAUCCACAAGUGCGUAUGGCGCGUCCGGUCCACUAAGGCGUCGCGCGUGGCCCUCCAGCUCCCCGAGGGCCUCCUCAUGUACUCCCUUGUACUCUCGGACAUCAUCUCCACCUUCGGCGGCGCCGAACACUGCUUCGUCCUCGGCGACGUCACUUACGGCGCUUGCUGCGUCGACGAUCUCGCCGCCUCGGCUCUUCAAGCCGACCUCCUCAUCCACUACGGCCAUAGCUGCUUGGUCCCCGUCCAGUUCACCACUAUCCCUUGUCUCUACGUCUUCGUCGAUAUCUCCAUUGACGUCGACCGUCUCGUCCGCACCGUCGAGCUCAGUUUCGACUCGGUUUCCAACAUCGUCCUCGCCGGAACGAUCCAGUUCGCCUCGGCCAUCCGAGCAGCGAAGCCGGAGCUAGAGAAUCGUGGGUUUAGGGUUUUGAUUCCCCAAUCGAAGCCAUUGUCGGCCGGCGAAGUUCUGGGUUGCACAGCACCGAAGGUAAACCCGUCGACUUUUGGUGACGGCUAUGAAGGAAUAGGUAGUGAAACCGUCGUUGUUUUCGUUGCAGAUGGAAGAUUCCAUCUUGAAGCAUUCAUGAUAGCGAAUCCAAGGAUUAAAGCUUUCCGAUACGACCCUUAUAUCGGAAAGCUCUUCUUGGAGGAAUACGAUCACAAAGGAAUGAGGGAAUCGAGGAAGAACGCGAUUUUAAAGGCCAAGGAAGCCAACAAUUGGGGUGUGAUUUUGGGAACCUUGGGAAGACAAGGAAAUCCCAGAAUUUUGGAAAGGUUGGAGAAGAAGAUGGUAGAGAAGGGUUUGAGUUACACUGUGAUUCUGAUGUCGGAGAUUAGUCCGGCGAGGAUUGCCUUGUUCGAGGACUCUGUGGAUGCUUGGAUUCAAAUUGCUUGUCCUAGGCUCUCCAUUGAUUGGGGAGAAGCAUUUAGGAAGCCCCUGCUGACUUCCUUCGAGGCCGAGAUUGCUUUGGGAGAUUUACCCGGUUGGUGGGAGAAGAAUAAGAAGAAGAAUUCUAGCUGCUGUACACAGAAUGAUUCUUCUUGUUGUGGCUGCAAUGGUGGAAAACCAAAAGAGGAUGUUGUGGGCGAUUAUCCAAUGGAUUACUAUGCUCAAGAUGGAGGGGAAUGGAAUUCUACUUAUAUCAACAAGCCAUUAAGACAUCCGCGGAGGGAUUGAGGAAUUUUGUUCGAGUUUUCUUCUAGCAUUUGUAAGGUCUAUGUGCUUAUUUUUGCCGUGAUUGUUUUGAUAACUUAGCGUUGACAUCGAUUUUUCGAGGAUUUUAGCCCCCACUUCAAAUGCAGAAUAUAGAGUCAAGUUUAACUGUGCCUGAGUUGGGACAGUUGAACUCAAUUUUGUUCCCAUCAAGCAAAUUUGAAUGAUGCUUCCCUUUGCCCAGCUUUGUAUUAUUUUUUUGUUCGUAUAUAUAUAUAUAUAUAUGGUUUAUUAUUAUUUCUCAA
Messenger RNA from Ziziphus jujuba (common jujube), 1736 nucleotides. RefSeq lists its product as uncharacterized. Gene Ontology annotation, molecular function: 2-(3-amino-3-carboxypropyl)histidine synthase activity. The record is from RefSeq and is a predicted model, not a curated record. The coding region runs from base 76 to 1455 and encodes 459 amino acids. Gene Ontology annotation, biological process: protein histidyl modification to diphthamide. Lineage: Eukaryota; Viridiplantae; Streptophyta; Magnoliopsida; Rosales; Rhamnaceae. The transcript has a single exon.